Messenger RNA from Nicotiana tabacum (common tobacco), 1744 nucleotides. The record is from RefSeq and is a predicted model, not a curated record. NCBI's taxonomy places the organism in Eukaryota, Viridiplantae, Streptophyta, Magnoliopsida, Solanales, Solanaceae.
AUGGCACGAAGUUUUAUAAGGGUUUAAGUUUCAAAAACAAGCGCGAGCUAGUUGUGUCAUUGAAGCUUGCUUCCUUGAAGGCUCCUUUCAGUUUCAAAUCAGUGAAGAGUACUAAAUUUAUGUACUGCGUCAAAUGUGUAGACAAUAAAUGCAAGUGGUGGUUGCGAACCGUCAAAUAUAUAAGUACUGAUAGGUUUUAUAUUAUGAGAUACAAGAAUGAGCACACAUGCGGGUCACAACAUCUUACAGAAAAGCAUCCACACGCCUCAGCGGAUGUCAUUGGUGAAUACAUCCAUUCUAAGUUUGAAGAGGGCAAGGGUCCAUCUAACAAAGAAAUUAUGGAAACAGUUCGUUUGGAUUUGGGUUAUAAUGUUAGUUAUUGAAAGUGUAUGAAGGGAGGUCAUAUUGCAAAGGCUAUGGUAAGGGGGACUCCAGAGCACGGUAUGAAAUUUUAGAUGCGUACCGAUACGCGCUUAGGAAGGCAAAUGAAGGAAGCAAGACGACACUGAAGCUUGAUAACAAAGGGAAGUUUCAGUAUUUUUUUGUAGCUUAUGAAGCUUGGAUUCAGGGAUUUUUGUUUAUGAGGAAAGUCAUAGCUAUUGAUGGGACAUUUUUGAAGGGAAAGUAUCGUGGAGUGUUGUUGUCUGCCGUGGCACAAGAUUCAGAGAACCAUAUUUUUCCUGUGGCAUUUUGUGUAGUAGAAAAGGAGUGUGAUGUCGCAUAUGAAUAUUUUUUUGAACAAUUGUCUAGCAUACACCCCGACAGUGUUGAGUUGUGUAUAAUUUCUGAUAGGCACAUAAGCAUAGCAAAUGGGAUCUCAAAAUUUUACCCUCAGGCUCAUCACGGAUUUUGCAUGAGGCACUUUGCUGAAAAUCUUCGCAAAAAUUUUCGUUGCGGAGAUUUGCUUCACCAUUAUUAUUCUGCAGCUAAAGCAUAUAAGAUUGAUGAGUUCAAUGAUCAUUUUCAACAAAUCAAACUUAACGAUGUAAGAGUUGCCAAAUAUCUUGAGGAGGAUGUUGGGUUUCACAAAUGGAGCAGAGCGCACUUCCCUGGUAACAGGUAUGAAGUAUUGACCACAAAUAUUGCUGAGUCUGUUAAUUCAAUGUUUCUACUCGAAAGAGAAUUCUCCAUCACUGCCCUAUUCGAUGCUAUUAAUAGGAGGUUUGCUCAAAAAUUCCAUGAGAGGCGUAUGCAGUUCCUCGACACUCCAACCAUUUGUGUCCCUUCAGUUGAAAAGAAGAUUAAUAAAAAUGCAACAUUUGGCAACAAACUAUUGGUCCAUCCAAUAAGGCAACAAGAUUUCAGCAUCACCGGCCAUGGUGUGGUUGCAAAGGUUGAUCUACACAACAGAACAUGUUCUUGCAGAGAGUUCGACCUAGACAAAAUACCUUGCCCACAUGCUAUGGCAGCCCUUAGAGUUGAGUUUGGUGAUCAAUACGGAACAAGCAUUUAUGACUAUACUUCUGACUUUUAUUAUAUAGACACAUACGUGAAUGCAUAUGUCAUAGAAAUUAAUCCAGUGCCUUCUGAAGAAUGUUGGGAUGUUCCUCCGGAGCUUGUUGAGAGAAAAAUACCUCCACCUUCAUGUGAAAUUCAACUGGGAAGAAGGAAGACAAAGCAGAUUCCAGCAAGCGGGGAAGUAAAAAAGAAGCAAAACAGAUGCUCCAUGUGCAAAAGGACUGGCCACAAAAGAACUACUUGCAAGAAGAGAACUGAAGGAACAAGCAACUUCGUUGUGGCUUAA